This is a messenger RNA of Ilex paraguariensis (yerba mate), 643 nucleotides long. NCBI's taxonomy places the organism in Eukaryota, Viridiplantae, Streptophyta, Magnoliopsida, Aquifoliales, Aquifoliaceae. The record is from the annotation of a GenBank genome assembly.
GUCUGUCUAGUAUUUGCAAAAAAUUGUUUCUGGUUAUUGAUGUGAUUCUUUGAUGUCAUGGUUUGGAUUAGCAUGUUACUUUGGGAAUUUCAUCUGCAGUCAAUUGGCUUCGGCUUGAAUUUUUAUGUGAUUUUUCCAAGUACAUGUACAACUUGGAAAAUGUAGAUUGUGCUAAGUUCUGUUUUUUGUGUGAAAUCAUUACAGCGAGAUGUGGGAUUGGCAAGGUGAGGAUUAUUGUCUUCAAGACAAUACCACUAACCUUGACAUAUCAAAGAGCUUGUGGAAUGGAGUAAACCAGAAUGAAGAAAAUCUUUCUUACAUGUUCGAUGAGACGACUCCGAUUAAGGCUUGUGGGGAUUUGUCUUAUCAUGUUACUAGCAAAGAAAACUCGAGCAAGGGAUUGGAGCAAUGCAGAGAGACUUUAUCCCAAGUAAAGAGGCGCCGCAUGCUACAGUUUGACCCUGAAGUUUUGGGUGUUUCCCUGUGCAAUGAGGAGAUCUCAGCAAAUAUUUUAAGAUCAAAGGAGAGGGAGGAUUCUGUUGAAGAGGCUUUCUCUGAUAUGUCGCAGUGGGUUCUGGAUUUGCAGAGGAUACAUCUGCAUCUGGUUAUGAGGGCCUUGAUCCAUCAUCUGAAGGGUGGCUAG